Gracilinanus agilis (Agile Gracile Mouse Opossum) is the source of this 2082-nucleotide messenger RNA. RefSeq names its product tripartite motif-containing protein 54-like. Gene Ontology annotation, molecular function: zinc ion binding. Lineage: Eukaryota; Metazoa; Chordata; Mammalia; Didelphimorphia; Didelphidae. Bases 1 to 1551 code for a protein of 516 amino acids. The transcript has 10 exons. The record is from RefSeq and is a predicted model, not a curated record.
AUGUCUCUCAAAAUGGAUUACAGCUCAUUUCCCAGAGACUGCCACACCAUGGACACACUGGAGAGGCAGCUCAUCUGCCCCAUCUGCCUGGAGAUGUUCUCUAAGCCUGUGGUCAUUCUCCCCUGCCAGCACAACCUGUGUCGGAAGUGUGCCAAUGACAUAUUCCAGGUGAGUACACCGUGUAUUUUUCAGUCCCGAGGGACCACGCUGGGCUCCAGCGGAAGAUUCCGCUGUCCGUCCUGCCGCCACGAAGUGGUCCUCGACAGGCACGGGGUGUACGGGCUCCAGAGGAACCUGCUGGUGGAAAACAUCAUCGACAUCUACAAGCAGGAGUCAGCCAGCCCCAAGCCGCUGCUGAAACCCGAGUGUCCCACCUGCGAGGAACACGAGGAUGAAAAGAUAAACAUCUACUGCGUCACGUGCCGGGUCCCCACCUGUUCUCUGUGCAAGGUGUUUGGGGAACACCAGUCCUGCCGCGUGGCCCCCCUCUCUGACGUGUACGAACAGCACAAGUCGGAGCUGACGGACGGAAUCCGGACCCUGGUGGCCUCCAACGAGCGAAUCCAGUCGCUAAUAGCUGAGCUGCAGAACACCUGCCGGAAUGUGGAGGACAACUGCAAGGCUCGGAAACAGACGCUGUGCGAGAAGUUUGAGCGCAUGGCGGGCAUACUGGAGGAGCGGAAGGAGAUCAUGCUUCAACGUGUGUCCUACGAGCAGGCGGAAAAGACCCGGCAGCUUCGAGCCCUGAGCCAGGCCUACGAGGCUCGUAUGGAGGCUGCCUCCAAGCUGGUGGGCACGGCUUUGCAGGCUGCUGAGGAACCCCAGGUCCCUCUCUUUCUGCAGAAUGCCAAGGUCCUCAUCCAAAAGAUUGCGGAGGCGGUAGGCAGCCCAGAGCUGGAAACCGUGGAACCAGGAUUUGACAACAUGGAGCAUUAUGCAGUGGACUUCAACGAAGAGGAACGGGCACUAUACCAGCUGGACUUCAUCAAGAUUGAGGAACCACUGGAGGCGGCAGUGACAGCCUCUUCGGAAGAAGGGGACUAUGUUGCCCCGGCAGAGGAACCUCUACUAGGGGAGGACCAGGAAGAGGAGGCAGCAGCGCCCUUAACCUCGGGCCCCGAGGCCCCAGAAGAAGCUGGAGUCGGAGCAGUGCAGGCCCCAGGGACAGCCCAGGAGGAGGGAUUGGAACCGGGAACUGGGGGAAAGGAUCGAGAGGAGACAGGCAGGGAACCUGAGGCUGGCGAAGCGUUGAAUACGAAGUGCCAGGACAGCGGAUGUCCCCCAACUCUAAGCUUUAUGCCGGUACCACCUCCUCGAGCGCCCCGGACCGAAUCCCCCAACUCCGGGCUAUGCGAGCCUGAGACCUCGGGGAGCGAAGGAACCAGUGGGGCUGUCAGCGGCCAGGACAACCGAGAAGGGGCAGGAACACCUGGGUGCAGUCAGAGUUCUGACGUGAUGGCCUCUGAGGGGACGGAGCAGGAGGCGGGGGAGCUUCUGGGUUUUGCCUCGGUUUCCUCCUUAGUCUCCAACCCCUCGUUACCACAGUGCUGACAGAAGGACGGGACUUCCCUAGGUCACCACCUCCCCUAACCCAGCCCUGGGACUGCGUUUAUCCUGAGUGAGCUAGAGCUUUCCUCUCCUUUCUUCCGAGAUCCUUUGCAGAACGCUACAGAAAAAGUUUCUUCCCGACCCUUCCCUGAAUGUCUGGAGCCCCGAACUUUCUGUGGCUGUUUGCAAGCUGGAUUUGAGGGAAAGCGUUGCCCUGGAGGGUUUUCAGGUCCGGGAGCGGGAGGUUGGACUAAAUAACUUAUGCGUCCUCCGGCUAGAAGAUUCCACCCCUCCCAAAAUACUGACGGGACCCUAACAGCUGGGAGAUCCCAGUGUUGGAGUCACCAUUUCCCGGAGGAGGUGGGCUGUGGGGGAAAUGAAAGAGUUCGUUGCCGAAGCAGAGAGAUUCUAAGACUGAGAAUGACGUUCUCCGGGUAGGGGAGAUAGGGCGACGCGGACACAGACACGAGUCGGACACGGACACGGAGGGAAUCGUUCCCCUCAAUAAACCGGAGGCUUUACCUUUGCUCGAAA